AUGAGCUGGAUCUCCACGAUCCGUCGCAACUACUCUCCAACAACAACCCCCGACAGCAAAGAGCUAGCUAUCGAGCGUUCAUCAUUGUUAUCUCUGGUUCUCGACGUGAUAUGGAGUCCGCCGAGCUCAAGGCACGAUGGGCCUCGCAGCGUCGUGUGCCACGAGCUUCCCGCGCGUGCGAGACGUGCCGCUCUCGCAAAACGAAGUGUGACCAAGCACAGCCUUGCUCAUAUUGUGCCUGUAAGAUUUACCGAUGGCGAUGAUAAGGCUGUGCGCCCAUCACCAUGGCCUGUAUCUCAGAGCAAUACUCAUACAAGCUCACAUACUCGAGCACUCGAAUCUUCACACCCACCUGAUCGUUCGUUGAAAAAUACAUCUCGGGGGCCAUAUUUGCCCGAACCUCAGACUCCCAUUCCAGACACGCCAACGGCCUCAUCAAUACACAAUGAUGAAACUCCCACCGCACCGUCUGAGAUUGGCGACGCGGCAUCUCGAGACGGCUUGAGCGGAGUUAAUCUGCACACAAAAGGAACUGAAUUCUACGGCAACUCGUCAAACCUAGCAUUCCUAGGGAACCUCUAUACAAGAGCAAAGAAUCAAGCCGAGACACGUGCUGCUGAAUUACAGGCUACGGAAUCAGAUACUCCAGCCUCUACAAGCAGACAGCAGCCACUUUCUCCUGCAGCUGGCCCCAGGACAGGGCCUCUGUCUGGCAAGGCACAGCUGUCUAUCGUGAACUUGCUGUACAAUGCAGACUAUACAGGCCACCCCUCGCCACAUUCGAUCACUGGUGUUGAGAGUGGAACGAACAGAAGCCCCUCAUUCGUUGUCGGGCAAGGCCAUGCCGGUGCCCUCAACAACUCCCAAGAUAUCAACCUCCCUGCUAUCUUCUCCAAGAUAUCAAGCACAGCUCAACUCGAAAUUGAAAAAAUCUUCAUCGGCAGCUACUUCACCAACAAGCAUUACAUUCACCCCAUCUUAUCAAAAGGUUCAUUCAUGCGCCGCUGCGAACGGGAAGCAUGGCCCAUUUCCAAACGUCCCACCCUCUUCCGCGGCACCGUCAAGUUUGCCAGCCUCUACUUUGCCGUAGUAGCCCUCGGCGCGAUCAAUGCAAGCCCAAACGAGACAGCACUCCUCGACCACUUUUGCCAUCAAUCUGAAGAUCCCGAUAAAACACUUCCGCCGGAAACACGAUUCUCAGCUUUGGACUUUGCAAAGUUCUACUUUGAUAUCGCGAAGCAGGCGCUUGGGGAUUUGUUUGAGAGUAGUUGUCUGGAGACUGCGCAGGCGCUUUUUCUUAUGAGUGUUUUUCGUCAGAAUUCGCUGCAGCCGCAUAGUUGCUAUAUGUAUAGCGGGAUGGCUGUGCGGACGGCGGCGGCUAUUGGGUUGGCUUCGGGUAUGUCUGGUUUACCUUCGGUUAUGAGGAAAGAGGCGAAGCGUACAUGGUGGUGCAUCUAUUCUCAUGAGAUUGAAAUGUGCUGUUCCUCCGGCCGUCUAGACAGCAUGAAGGAGUUACACUACUAUCAAGUUUCACUACCAAAGCUGAAGGUAAACGUGGGUACCCUCGACCCCGACGCAGAAGACAACGACAUAGCCAUGAUUCCUACCAUGGUCUCCCUCGCCCAAAUAAUGUCCGAAGCCUCACACCAACUCUACCAUGCAACAAAACGCUCUAUAAGCGAAAAUUCACGGCUUGCGAUGGACCUGGAUGCGCGUCUGCUCGAGUGGAAGGCGAAUAUACCGUCCUUUUUGAAUCCAGAGGCCACAACACUGAAUGAUCCCGAGUGGGCGUUCAAACAGAAAUUGGUCUUGAGACUGCGAUACUACAACACCCGCAUCCUCCUCCACAGACCGUUCCUCGUGUCGGCAACAUCCAACACAAAGUCCCGAGAAUUGCGUCACCAUUUACACAUUUGUCUCGAAGCAGCACGCAAAAGUAUCACCAUGCAGUACGAGUCCUUCAUGCAUCGUAUCUAUAUUCGAACUUGGUGGUACAACACAACCUACGCCCUCUACGGCUCAAUGAUCCUCCUCCACCUCAUCCUCUCAAACUACCCCUCCCUCCCCGACGACGAUCUCCUCGAAGACGUGGAGAAAUCACUCGAGAUCUUCGAGUCCAUGGAUGAUAUUAUCGUUGCGAGGAGGUGUGCGGAGAUGUUGAGGGAGGUUCUUGAUGUGGCGAGGACUUGUUUGGCGAGAAGGAGGCGUGGGGAGAAUGGUAAUGCUGGUUUGGUGGAUGGGAGGGGAUGUGAAUCCGGGUCUGGGGGUAGUUCGACUGCUGCGUCUACGACUGGGGCUUCGCUCACGGGAAUGGGGACGGGGAUGAACAUCGACUUGCAACAGCAGCCAGGAUAUGCCGGCGCUCCAACACUGUCCAUUGAGAACAUGGCCUCCAGCUCCAGUCAAAAUGAUGCGAGCGAAGAGGACUUUUUCUUCUCUUUCUUCAGUCAAGAUCCACAUCAACCACCGGACCGGACACGCACAGAAAUGCUGGCGAAUCUAGUCGAUCCUUCUAUACUAGAAGAUUUUGCAUUUGGUGGACAGGAGCUUUCAUUUUUCUAG
Molecule: messenger RNA, 2562 nt
Organism: Penicillium subrubescens
Lineage: Eukaryota; Fungi; Ascomycota; Eurotiomycetes; Eurotiales; Aspergillaceae
Product: fungal specific transcription factor domain-containing protein
Exons: 13
Coding region: 1-2562 (853 amino acids)
Biological process (GO): DNA-templated transcription; positive regulation of transcription from RNA polymerase II promoter by galactose
Cellular component (GO): nucleus
Molecular function (GO): zinc ion binding; DNA-binding transcription factor activity, RNA polymerase II-specific; RNA polymerase II cis-regulatory region sequence-specific DNA binding
Source: RefSeq, a predicted model, not a curated record